AUGGCUAACACUGCGCACCUCCUGGCCUCUAUCAAUCACCAGAUAGUGGCCCUGCAGACCCUGCGGCUCUUGCAGCAGCAGAGGGACCGGGAGGAGGAGCAGCUUUUCUCCAGCCACAUGUCCGAAGCCCCAGGGCAGGCCGGCCCGAGAGCGGAGCGGGAGGAGAAGGAGGGCGGCGGGGGCCCCGCGGCUGGGAGAGCGGGAGAUGAGGGGGGCGCCGUCCCCGAGCCCCGCGACUCCGGCCAAUGCGAGCUGGCUCGCUUGGCUGUGCGCACGGUGCUGGCCCGUGUCGUCGAGUCCACUUCACAGCUGGUCCGGGUGGAGCAGACGAUCCUGAGCCCCCUGCAUCAAGAGCUGAACUUUCCCAUCCACCUGAAAGAUAGUGUGGAAUUUCGUAACAUCUGCAGUCAUAUGGCCCUGCAGCUGGAGGGACACUACUUUGACCGAGACUUGAACACCGCGUACCAGUGCCUGAAGUCCAUCAUUAAGAAGUUGAUCCGGUCACUUCGGAGCCUCCAAUCGGAUUCCUGUGCCGUGGCCUGCACUGCCCUGAGGCAGAUCCUCCAGAGUCUCCUGGAUCUGUGAAUGUUCUUGAUAUGUGGAUUCAAGCCAUAAAUCUCCCUAGUUGUCCGGCCUUAAGCUUUAACCAUAUUAUAAGUGGGUAUCGAUAACAAAAUAAGCUUUGAGUAUUGUUAAAUCAGGCAGAAUUGAAGAUUGUCAUCCAGACCCCCUCAGAAUUCCUUCCACAUUUAUAACAAGCAGUGAGGAUUUUCAGGAAUUUUGCCAUUUUUUUUUCUGACUUGUUAAUGGAUAGGUAUUCUACUUUGGUUAUAAAUUUGGAUUAAAUGCAUUUAUUUCAUCAGAUAUUUUUCUCCCCCUGUUGAGGCCAAGUUGACUAAUUAGGGCUAUUUUGUGGCUGAAGCUCCAUAGUUAAUAUAAAAGUCUGAGCCAUAAUUGUGAUGUUUGAUAAUCAACCUAUGUUCUCUGUUGCUGUGUAUAAAAGAGAGGGAAAGUCUUCAUUUAUUUCAUUUCCUAGUAAGGGAAUAAUCUCUAGAAAUCUGAAGACUCUGUGUUAAUACUUCUAACUCUUGUUCCUGGUUUUGUGAAUUGACUGUUUGGCAGCCACUAAAUGGCUUACAAGUUUUGUGCCUUCAGCAUCUUGGUGUGGAAAUUGGAAGUGAUGAUAAUCCCAUUUGAGGUACUUGGAAUAAAAGAUGUUAAACCAAA
Molecule: messenger RNA, 1227 nt
Organism: Gracilinanus agilis (Agile Gracile Mouse Opossum)
Lineage: Eukaryota; Metazoa; Chordata; Mammalia; Didelphimorphia; Didelphidae
Gene: DLEU7
Product: deleted in lymphocytic leukemia 7
Exons: 2
Coding region: 1-585 (194 amino acids)
Source: RefSeq, a predicted model, not a curated record